AUGAAAAGAAACUAUUUAUUUUUUUUGGGUUUAUUAAUAUUAUUUUUAAUCAAUAUUAAUUAUAUUGAAGCAAGAAAUGAAAGAUUAAACCAAUUACUUGAUAGAUUGGAUUAUCUUUUAGAUCAAAAACAGGCAGAGUUGGCUUUGGAACAACAAAUCAAACAACAAGUAGAAGAAAGAUUUAGUAGUAGUUUGGGUGGUGAAUUUAUUGGUCCAACAACUUGGAGAACAACUAAGAGUCCAACUGAUCGAUAA
Messenger RNA from Cavenderia fasciculata, 255 nucleotides. RefSeq lists its product as uncharacterized. The transcript is spliced from 3 exons. The coding region runs from base 1 to 255 and encodes 84 amino acids. NCBI's taxonomy places the organism in Eukaryota, Evosea, Eumycetozoa, Acytosteliales, Cavenderiaceae. The record is from RefSeq and is a predicted model, not a curated record.